AUGGAAAAACUUGGCUUUCACAAAGUAGGCAAUAACCCGGCACCAGGGUAUCCUUCCAUCAAUCACAAUCAACCAUUGAAUAGAGGGUUGCCUCCAUCAGCAAACUUCCCCAGAAUGCAAUUGAAGACCGAGCAGUGUAAAAAUAAUUCUGCCAUAUUGGUAAAUAGAGUUGCAGUUAACCCGAAUGAUUUUAGAGGUGUAGACGAUAAUACAGCCGUCAUAUUGGAUGGUAUUGUUGUCUACCAUAUUCUUAAGAGUGAUGAUGUUACGCCAGGAUACAUAGGCUUAGGAGGAGACACUAGAAAAUGGGGGGCUUGGUCCUAUGAGCAACCAGUUGUAGUCGAACCUUAUAGCAGGUUUCCAAUUGCUCCACUUGGCUCAAUUGACCUUUCUAUUGAAUUUCGUUCAAAGAAGAAGGCUCACGGAAAUCCAGUCAAUCAUGAUGAUUUGAUCGUCCAAUUCCAAAGAACUUACAUGAAUCAAAUCUUGCAGCCAACUCAGCCAAUUAUUAUGGACUACGCUGGAGACUUGUUUUUGUUGAAAGUAAUUUCAGUUCAAGCCAUCGACAUUGCUAGUGGUGCAGGAAAUAACUUGGCUGAUGUAACCGUAAGUACUGACUUGGGAACGAAGGGGAUGCUUAUCAAAGAUACAAUUGUCAACUUCUAUCCUGAAGAAGGGGCGCUCAUUAAUUUAACUAAAUCGUCGAAUUCCAAGUCUAAGUCUAUUCUGAAUAAGCCAAGAGCUAAUCCUAUUAUAAAUCCGGAUUUCAAGUUGGAAAGUAUGGGAAUCGGUGGGUUAGACAAGGAGUUUAGUCAAAUUUUUAGAAGAGCGUUUGCCAGUAGAAUUAUAUCGCCCGAUUUGGUCGAGAAAUUGGCCCUUAGACACGUUAAGGGGUUGUUAUUAUUUGGACCUCCUGGUACAGGUAAGACUUUGAUUGCUAGACAAAUUGGUAAGAUGUUGAACGUCAAAGAACCAAAGGUUGUUAACGGUCCGGAAAUGUUAAGUAAGUAUGUGGGUGCCUCUGAAGAGAACAUCCGUAAUCUUUUCAAAGACGCUGAACAAGAAUAUAAACAAAAGGGAGAAAACUCCCAAUUACAUAUUAUCAUAUUCGAUGAGUUAGAUUCCGUUUUCAAACAAAGAGGCUCUGCCAAAUCUGAUGGUACUGGAGUUGGUGACAAUGUGGUCAAUCAGUUAUUAGCCAAGAUGGAUGGUGUAGAUCAAUUAAACAACAUCUUGAUUAUUGGUAUGACCAACAGAUUAGAUUUGAUCGAUAAUGCUUUGCUUAGACCUGGUAGAUUUGAAAUUCAAAUUGAAAUCUCGUUGCCUGACGAAAAGGGUAGAAAGGAUAUUUUAUUGAUUCACACCAAGAAAAUGAAGGAGAAUGAUUUGUUAGCAAAAGAUGUCAAUUUUGAUGAAUUGGCUGUAUUGACUAAAAAUUUCACUGGUGCUGAAUUGGAAGGUUUGUGCAAUUCUGCCACUUCGUUCGCUAUUAAUAAGUUCACCAAGAGUGACUCUAUCGCAAAGGUGGAUGAAAAUAUAUCAAAGAUGAAAUUAACUAGAAAUGAAUUUUUAUUGGCCCUAAAUGAAGUUAAACCUGCUUUUGGGGUUAAUGAAGAAGAUUUGACCAAGUCUUCUCCACAUGGUAUUAUCCAAUUCUCUCCAAGAGUUGGCCAAAUUUUUGACCAGGGACAAUCAUUCAUUGAAGAAGUGAAGGUUUCAGAAACUGAAAGAUUAAUAUCUAUAUUAUUAUAUGGACCUCCUGGGAGCGGUAAGACCGCUAUCGCAUCCACUUUGGCUUUAAAUUCUGACUUCCCAUUCAUUAAAAUGCUUUCAGCUGAAUCUUUAGUUGGGAUGUCGGAGCCCGCCAAAAUUCAAGCGAUUGAUCAAAUCUUCAGAGAUGUCUAUAGAUCUCCAUUGAAUAUUCUUGUGAUUGAUAAGAUCGAAACUAUAAUAAAUUACAAUCCAAUUGGUCCAAGAUUUUCCAAUGAUAUCUUCCAAAUGCUCAAAGUUAAUUUGACCAGGAAGCCACCUGGAGGAAGAAGGUUGUUGAUUAUCGGAACUACAUCACAAUAUACUGCUUUAAAGCAUAUGGAUGGUUUGGAUGGCUUCACCAAAACUAUCCCUGUCAACCACAUUACUAAAUUGGAUGAAUUGAAGAAGGUAAUGGAGAAGGUUGGAUUUAUGUCAGAACAUGAAAGAGCCCAGAUCCUUCAACAAUUGAGCGAUGUGUUCUCGGCUUCCAAUAAUCAGUUUGAUAUGGAGGAUUCUCACACUAAUACAAAUACUUUUAGCCAGUUGUCUAUUGGUAUUAAGAAAUUGUUACAGGUCUUGAUGAAUUCUCAAUACUUAAAAGCUGAUGUAGACGGAGUGGUUCAGAAUAUAUUAGAGGCUCACAUUUAG
This is a messenger RNA of Dujonia railenensis, 2400 nucleotides long. The record is from the annotation of a GenBank genome assembly. Lineage: Eukaryota; Fungi; Ascomycota; Pichiomycetes; Serinales; Debaryomycetaceae.